Pollicipes pollicipes is the source of this 4676-nucleotide messenger RNA. RefSeq names its product ATP-citrate synthase (gene ATPCL). NCBI's taxonomy places the organism in Eukaryota, Metazoa, Arthropoda, Thecostraca, Pollicipedomorpha, Pollicipedidae. Gene Ontology annotation, biological process: acetyl-CoA biosynthetic process; fatty acid biosynthetic process; citrate metabolic process. Gene Ontology annotation, cellular component: cytosol. Gene Ontology annotation, molecular function: ATP citrate synthase activity. The record is from RefSeq and is a predicted model, not a curated record.
CGGGGCCGGGCAGUCGGCGCUAGGUUGCGGUGGUGGUGGGUGUCGCCGGUGGUGUACAGGUCCAUCACCCGCAUCUGUUGAAUUCAGCGAACAGACGAUACCAGCACACUUAAAAACACAGAAGGACCAGUAUGUCUGCCAAGGGAAUAUGUGAGGCCACUGGGAAGGACAUCUUGAACAGACACCUGGCUGGUGUAGCUGGUGUACAGCCAUGCAGGUUUGCUGCUGUGGGGCCUGACACUGACUGGGAUGCCCUGCUGAAACAGCAUCCAUGGCUGGCCACUGAGAAGCUGGUGGCCAAGCCAGACCAGAUGAUCAAGCGGCGUGGAAAGCUGGGCCUGAUCAAGGUUGGCACAGACUUCGCCGGCGCCAAAGCGUGGAUCCAGGAGAAGGCGGCUGCUGACACUCAGAUUGGAAAGGCGGUGGGCAAACUGCGCACUUUCAUCAUCGAGCCGUUCGUCGAGCACAGCCAGGAUGAAGAGAUGUACGUCUGCAUCUACUCGCACCGGCACGCCGACUCCAUCCUGUUCUAUCACCAGGGGGGCGUCGAGAUCGGCGAUGUCGACGCCAAGGCGCUCAAACUGGACGUGCCGAUCGACGGGUUCCCCUCGAUGGAGGACAUCAACUCUAAGCUGCUCACGCACGUGCCCGCCAACAAGAAGGCGAUGCUGGCGAAGUUCGUGGACGCGCUGUACCGGCAAUACGUGGAGCUGUACUUCACCUACCUCGAGAUCAAUCCGCUGGUCGUCAAGCAGGACAGCAUCUUCGUGCUUGACCUGGCCGCGAAGCUGGACGCCACGGCGGAGUACAUCUGCCGCUCCAAGUGGGGUGACGUGGAGUACCCGACGCCGUUCGGCCGCGAGCAGUAUCCGGCCGAGGCGUACAUCGCCGACCUGGACAGCAAGUCGGGCUCGUCGCUCAAGCUCACGAUCCUGAACAAAUCGGGGCGGAUCUGGACGAUGGUGGCUGGUGGCGGCGCCUCCGUCAUCUACGCCGACACGAUCUGCGAGCUGGGCGGCGCCACUGAGCUGGCCAACUACGGCGAAUACUCCGGAGCGCCGACCGAGGGUCAGACGUAUGACUACGCCAGGACCAUCCUCGGCCUGAUGACCGACGAGCCGCACCCGGACGGCAAGAUCCUGAUCAUCGGCGGUGGAAUCGCCAACUUCACAAACGUGGCGGCCACUUUUAAAGGCAUCGUCAAGGCGCUGCUGGAGUUCCAGACCAAGCUGGUGGAGCACAAGGCACAGAUCUUCGUCCGACGCGCUGGCCCCAACUACCAGGAGGGCCUCCGGAUCAUGCGCGAGACGGGCCGCUCACUGGGCGUGCCGGUGCACGUGUUCGGCAACGAGACACACAUGACGGCCAUCGUGGCCAUGGCGCUGGGCAAGCGGCCGAUCCUGAGCGAGCCGGAGGCGGCGCAGCACACGGCCAACUUCCUGCUGCCGGGCGGACAGCAGCAGGACGUGCAAAGCCCGCCGCCUCCACGGAAGGUGACCGCUCCGGCCGUGAACAGCACAGACGGCGGCAAGAAGGAUGUGCUCUUCCACCGCGAGACCAAGGCCAUCGUGUGGGGCAUGCAGACGCGCGCUGUCCAGGGCAUGAUGGACUUUGACUUUGUCUGCUCGAGGAAGGAGCCCUCCGUGCAGUGUAUGAUCUACCCGUUCACCGGCGACCACAAGCAGAAGUUCUACUGGGGCCACAAGGAGAUCCUCAUCCCAGUGUACAAGAGCAUGGCGGACGCGAUGCGGAAGCACCCGCAGGCGGACGUAGUGGUUAACUUCGCCUCGCUCCGGUCCGCCUACGAGUCGGUCGUCGAGACCAUGCAGUACCCGCAGGUCCGGACAAUUGCCAUCAUCGCCGAAGGCAUCCCGGAGAAUCUGACGCGCAAGCUGAUCAAGAUGGCCGACCAGAAGGGCGUCACCGUCAUCGGACCGGCCACCGUCGGCGGUAUCAAGCCGGGCUGCUUCAAGAUCGGCAACACGGGCGGCAUGAUGGACAACCUAUUGCUCUCCAAGCUGUACCGGCCCGGCAGCGUGGCGUACGUGUCGCGAUCGGGCGGCAUGUCCAACGAGCUGAACAACAUCAUCUCGCGCUGGACCAACGGCGUGUACGAGGGAGUGGCCAUCGGCGGUGACCGCUACCCGGGCACCACAUUCAUGGACCACAUCAUGCGUUACCAGCGCGACCCCAGCGUGAAGAUGAUCGUGCUGCUGGGCGAGGUGGGCGGCGUGGAGGAAUACGACGUGUGCCAGGCCAUCAAAGAAGGCACGCUCACCAAGCCACUGGUGGCCUGGUGUAUCGGCACUUGCGCCACCAUGUUCACGUCGGAGGUGCAGUUCGGCCACGCCGGCGCCUGCGCCAACGGCGAGCUCGAGACGGCCGUGGCCAAGAACCGGGCGCUGGCCGAGACGGGCGCCCACGUGCCGACCACGUUCGACCAGCUGGGGGAGACCAUCGGCUCUGUGUACCAGGACCUGGUGUCGAAGGGCGUGAUUGUGCCGGAGCCGGAGGUGCCGCCGCCUACGGUACCCAUGGACUACAACUGGGCUCGGGAGCUGGGGCUGAUCCGCAAGCCGGCCUCCUUCAUGUCAAGCAUCUGCGACGAGCGCGGCCAGGAGCUGAUAUACGCCGGCAUCCCCAUCACGGACGUGCUGCGCCAGGACAUGGGCCUGGGCGGCGUGGUGGGCCUGCUCUGGUUCCAGCGCCGCCUGCCGCCCUACGCCUGCAAGUACUUCGAGAUGUGCCUGAUGGUGACGGCCGACCACGGCCCGGCGGUCAGCGGCGCCCACAACACCAUCGUCACGGCGCGCGCCGGCAAGGACCUCGUCUCGUCGCUCGUCUCCGGCCUGCUCACCAUCGGAGAUCGGUUCGGGGGCGCGCUGGACGGUGCCGCGCGCGUCUUCAGCGAAGGCUACGACUCCAACCUGCACCCCAAUGACUUCGUCAACAUGAUGCGCAAGAAGGGACAGCUCAUCAUGGGCAUCGGCCACAGGGUCAAGUCGAUCAACAACCCCGACAAGCGCGUGGAGAUCAUCAAGAACUUUGUCAAGGAGAACUUCCCGGCCACGCCGCUGCUGAACUACGCCCUGGAGGUGGAGAAGAUCACCACGUCCAAGAAGCCCAACCUCAUCUUGAACGUGGACGGCGUCAUCGCCACUAGCUUCGUCGACCUCUUGCGCAACUCUGGCAUCUUCACGACUGAGGAGGCCCAGGAGUAUGUGGAAAUCGGGGUCCUGAACGGCCUGUUCGUCCUGGGUCGCAGCAUCGGCUUCAUCGGCCACUACCUGGACCAGAAGCGCCUGAAGCAGGGACUGUACCGGCACCCGUGGGAUGAUAUCAGCUACGUGAUGCCCGAGAACGUCUACAGCGGCGGCGACCCCGGCGCACCCGGCGCGCCGCCCGCCGCCAGCGCCGACGAGGCCAAGUGCUCCGUCAGCUGAGCGCGCGACCACGUGACUGGCCGGCCGGCCGGCUCCGGCGAGAUUAUGCUAUUUUUGUAGAAAUGCCCUCGCUGUCUGCGGGAACGGCGUGCUGUUCCGUCGCAGAUCUGUUAGUUUCCCGCUGGAUCGCAGGUAAUGGAGCGAGAUCUUGGCUGCUUUUAGUUCGCCGCGAUCGGGGUUGCUUUUAACGGUCCUUCGCACAUCGUGGUACCCAAUAGUGGCGAGUUAUUUAUUUUAGAUGUUCAAAUGUUUAGGUUCGCGGAUGAGUGCGCGUUUGGCCCAGAAAAGACCAGGGCCGCUUCCGGCCCGUGGGGGUGGGGAGGGGGCGGCGGCAGGGAGAGCUCAUCGCUCUCAGCCGGCUUCGGCGGGGCGCGGGCGCACACGGACGAAGGGAACUAGAAGUGCUGAACGAAACGAAACAUAUCAGAGCGUGUCUUGGCCGCUGUCGGGCCGCGUUCGGUCCUUGCCAGCGCUGGGUGUUGUAGUGUCUCGGUGUUCAAGCGGCGCCCGUAGCCGCGCUGUAGCAGGCGGUCCGCGGUAGAUGCUGGUGAGGUUCGUGCGUUGUCCGCCAGGGUGGCUGCCCGAGGACGGAGUGGCUUGUCGAUGCUUUUACGGCGUUCUGUCGUGGGCGUAGGGUGUCCUUGCUUCGCUAGGAGCGUGGUAUCAAAUCCGCGCAAAGGCUGCCGUUUCUCAGUGUUCCAACUUUUCGGUGUGUUCCAACUUACCUGUUUACCAGCGGGAAAUUUACGGUUGACACAGGGAAGCGCCCAGCGCCAAAUUGGAUGAUGCGUGUGGUCAACGGUGCAUCGUAUGACUGGGGGGGGGGGGGGGAGGAUGGAGGCCAGAAACGCGUCACCUCCACCCAAGCAUUUUCUAACGGACGCAAGUGGGGCAGGUGCUCCUUUUCACUGGUGUUGCCAUGUGACGAGGGGCCCUGCUGCCCCUCUGCCCCCCCUGGCUUGAACCCGCCCGCGGUCCGGCCGCGCGGCGGUGCACCGACCUGCGUCGCCUUCCUCCGCGCGCCGCUCCUACCGGGUGCGCGGAGCGGCGCUUCCUCCUGUUCAAGGCGGCGGUCGGUGCGGCCGGCCACUGCCCGGGGCAGCUGUGUCGCUGCCCGGGUGUCGGGAGACUUCCGUAUCGUUUGGCGGCAGGCGAGCGGCCCUGUGGUGUGAUCAUUGUUGAUGUUAAUAUUACGUGGUGAUUGGUAGAUGCACAAUAAAAAUGCAAAAUGUU